Molecule: messenger RNA, 1722 nt
Organism: Hyphopichia burtonii NRRL Y-1933
Lineage: Eukaryota; Fungi; Ascomycota; Pichiomycetes; Serinales; Debaryomycetaceae
Gene: RAD18
Product: E3 ubiquitin-protein ligase
Exons: 1
Coding region: 102-1490 (462 amino acids)
Biological process (GO): DNA damage tolerance; protein monoubiquitination
Cellular component (GO): nucleus; Rad6-Rad18 complex
Molecular function (GO): ubiquitin protein ligase activity; single-stranded DNA binding
Source: RefSeq, a predicted model, not a curated record
CUGAACUCGAAGCUCUUUACUAUCGGUUUCGUUUCGCUACCACGUAAAGUCUACAGGAUUAGAAAACAUCUUGAAAAAAGCAGGGCCUUUUGAAGAAUAAGAUGAAUCAGUUUUCCAAGAAUUUGCAAAACGUGACUGAUCCAUCAGAAUGGAAAUCUACUAAAAUCCCAGAGCUAUCCCAGUUUGAUUCCUUGCAAAGAUGUUUCAUUUGUAAAGAAUUUUUAAGAGCCCCCGUCUCAACAGCAUGUAAUCAUACUUUUUGUUCUCAGUGUAUUCGUGAAUAUUUGGUUAUCAAUAGUCAUUGUCCAUUAUGUCAAACCGAACAGUUUGAAAGUAAUUUGAGAAGGCAGAUAUUAUUAGAAGAGAUAGUUGCAUGUUAUAGUUCAUUUCGUCCUCUACUAUUGAGUCAUUUGAAAGAAGAAGACAGUGGACUGAAUGAAUCGGAAAGAAAAUCACCAGGGGUUGCAAAUACUGAAGUUAUCGAGGUGAUUUCAGAUAGUGACAGUGCCAAUGACAGCUCGACAGUGCUUGGAAUGGAACCAGCAAACAAAAAGAUGAAGACGGAAUGUAUCUCCCAUGAAAUGAAUGGCAACAGUGAAAUAAGGUCUGUGGAAGUAAAAGAAUCAAUACCGUCUCCUCAAGAAAUGGUUUCAUGUCCCAUAUGUUCUGAACAAAUGACUGCCGAACUUUUACAAUCUGAACAUAUAGAUGAUUGUUUAACUGGAAAGAAGAAUUUUCGUAAAUCCAAGUCACCAGGGAUAACUACUAAUUAUCAAUCUCAAAAGAAGAGACCAAAUUCCAAAACCGCAAUUUCAUCAUUUUUCCAACCCAUUAAGCCAAAAUCAAGUCAACCUGCCAAUAAGCCUCGUAUCGAUCAUGAGAAUUUUUAUUUUAAUGAAGUUAAGAACCAUAAUCGUGAGGAUAUUAGAAGACUUCCUAAAUUGAAUUUCAGCUCAUUAACUACCCCAAAACUAAAAGAAAAAUUAGCAGCAAUAAAACUUCCUACACAAGGCACACGAUACCAAUUAGAACUUCGUUAUAAUCAGUACUAUAUAUUGUUCAACUCAAACUUAGACAGUAAUCAUCCGAUACCGGAAAAAUUGUUGAAACAAAAACUCAAUCAGUGGGAAUUGUCCCAUCUGGCUUUCUCUGCAUCUUCCUCGACCUCAUUGUUUUCGUCCAGAAAUAGUUUGAGUAAUAAAUCUAUUACAGACAAGGACUUUCUGGUAAAGUUGUGGGUAGACACCUACAAAGACGAAUUCAAAGACUUGGUGACGGCUGCUAAAAAAACAAUGCACAAACAAAAUGAUUCUAAAAGUGAAGUCAUCACUCAAACUCAACCUCAACCGCAAGUUCACGAGCCUACCGACGGUGAGCAUGAAACUACCAACAUUGACAAUCAAGAGGAUUCAGCGCAAGACAAAGAAUUAACGACCAACGGUGCCAAUCUUGACUUUUCUCGGAGUUUACUUUUCCUUGAUGAUAAGUAGACCCAUUAUUAAUUUUUGCAUUUUUUCUUCACCAUUGUAUAAUCCACAUCAUCCUAUGCUCAAUGUAAUUAUCCGUAACCAAUGAUAUACUGUUUAAUUGAUGUAGGAAGCGUAUCUUCUUAGAACCUAGGUUAAACCGCACUGAUUUAAGUAAUUAAAUCCCGCGCAAAACUGUUCCGUUUUUUAGGUCAAAAACAUUUAGACCGGCUGAAAAUCCCGUAAAAAAAAAAAA